Molecule: messenger RNA, 4024 nt
Organism: Pocillopora verrucosa
Lineage: Eukaryota; Metazoa; Cnidaria; Anthozoa; Scleractinia; Pocilloporidae
Source: RefSeq, a predicted model, not a curated record
AUGACGAUUGUCAAAGAAAUGUUACAAACAUGGCGUCCUGUUUUCAUCACUCUGUUCUCAUCCAAUAAGAACGUUUUCUUAUCUGAGCCUUCAGAAAAGACCGCAAGACCUAAACGAAAACUUUUACUCAUCCUUGUUAUAAUUGCAGUGGUGAUUGUGGUCAUCCUCGCAGUAUCCCUGAUCGCCAUAUACGUUCCAAAGUACCUUAGCGAUGCCGAAAACAAACCUGCACAAGGUUCCAAGUACACAGGGCCGUUAACUGGUGAAUUAGAAGUGACUACUUUCCCAAAGACUCACACAAGUUCGACAAGUAUGUCCUCCCUAUCAUCAGUUGUGACGAAACCCACACCAACAGCCACAUCAGCUUACUUUCAGCGGGAACAAACAACGUCACCACCCAACCUGGAGUCUACGAGGAGCAGCAUCUCAUCAGCCAGUAGUAUAGCAACCCUGACAGCUAUUGCAGAUCUUGUCCCCAACACAGAAUCGAAAUGGUCUCGUUGGAGUUCUUGGAGUGACUGCACUAAAACAUGUGGCAGUGGUUCACGAUAUCGAAAGAGAAAGUGUGUGGCCAUUAAUGAUAGAGCGGUCUUUGCCCCGAUUACAUGUGCCGGAAAACCUGAUCAGAUCAAACCAUGUGCAGAGUGGAGCUGUCCAGAUUGUUCGCGAAACUGUACCACUGGAACACUGAAUGCCGCGUGUGAUGCAUGUACAUGUGAUCAUCACGUACUCACUGGACGAGUUUUGACAGUAGAUGACACACCACUGUCGGAAGCAAACAUAUCAUUGAUAGAAACACCCUACCACGUUCUUGCAAAGACGAACAUAAGUGGACACUUCACAGCACUUGGUGUCUGUGCGGAUGAGCAAGAGUUGCUUGUGACAAAAGAUGGUUUUGUUCCUGUGACGAAAAAAGCUAAUAUUCUGACCCGAGAGAAGGCCACCAUUAUCGCAAAGAUGGAAAUUGCAGUUCCGCCGUUUGUGACUGUCCAUCCGGAAAGCAAACUUCGGCUGCCUGGUCAGAAUGCUACAUUUUGUUGCAAUGGUCGGGGAAACCCUCCACCGGAAAUUGAAUGGUUCAAGGAGAAUAACAUAAUCGAUAAGGAACUUUACAGUUUUAACAACACUCUUAAAAUAACUGCUGAGCGCGGACUUAAUGGAAGCUACCGCUGUCGAGUAGUAAACGACUUUGGGUCCGAAUUCUCCGACGGAGCAGUCUUGAAAAUAGUAGAUACAUCAGAGGCAUUCUGUGACCCAACUCCUCGAACAAAGGAAUUGAAACUUCCACCAAAUUGUGUACAGAAAGGCACAACAAAUAAUUCGGUUGAUGUAGGUGAAUGUCCAUCUGUACCCUGCCUUCAAAACGAUUCAGACAACUCAAACGCUUGCAAAGACAAAACAUUUUGUUGUGGGGUCUCAAUGGUGGAAGAAGUGAAUAUAGCUUGCGGAAAUGUCGCUGAGUUUAAGCUCUCCAAGGCAAAAUAUUGUGGCUGUGGAGUUUGUAACAAGGCCGUUAUAACAAUAAGAGGCGUGGUCGUGGGCGGAAAAGAGGAGAGGCCAGUUAAAUUUGCCCAAAUUGAAUACGAUGGAGAAGUGAAAGCGAACGCAGACUUUAGAGGUGGCAGUUUUUCUUUUGAUGUUAGAGAUGGAAGAAAACGAUUAGCUGUCACUUUCAAAGACACCUUUUCAAAGGAAUUUGAAGAUCUUACGAAAGUUUUUCAUCUUCAAGAGGGCCAGAGUGUGAUUACGAAGAUUAUCCUAGCCACAAAACAACGGCCAGUAAUUUUCGAUGCAUCUCAGGAUCUCAGUGUUCCUUUGGGUGGCGAGACAGAUGACUCUGCUUUUGCAGAUCUUGAGGUUCCUGGAGGUUCCCUUUUGAAAGAAGACGGAACUAGUUACUCUGGCCAAGCUAAUAUGCGACUGAACUUAAUCGAUCCUCGAAACGCAUCCGACAUCUUGUCAGCUCCCGGCGACUUUUCCGCCGUUGAUGAAGACGGAGAGGAACAGAUUCUCUCGAGUGUUGGAAUGAUGAAGGUGAACUUUGAAGAUACCAGUGGAAAUAAGUUAACCCCUUCUAAACCUAUGAAAGUGUUUUUGGAUCCCCAACAGCUAAACAUUAGUGUAGAUAAUAAUGGAAAUACGACUGUUAAACUUUGGUGGCUAAACAAAAAGACUGGACGAUGGAUACCGGCCGGAAAUAUAUGGAGCGACGAAAAGGGUAGUAUUCGACGGAAAAGAAGGUCUGCCCGGAGGUUCUUAGUCACUGAAAUCACCCAGGCUAUAAGUGAAAGUGAUCUGAAUUUUGACACGCCCAGUGAUUUCUGUUUUGUGGGCGUAUCGGCUCCUCCAAGGUCAACUGCAAGGGUUAUAUGUGGAUCUUCCUCCAAUGAUAAUCUAUUAGAGGGCUAUCGAGAGGAAACAUCGAACUCCAAUGGCAUCGCUUGUGUUCCAACUUGGCCAGGAAGGACGUGCUACCUGCAAGCAGAAAGUGAUAGUUCAAGAUUUCUAACGCCAGACCAAGGAGGCAUUGAUUCUUUUCCAUAUGGGACAAAUGUUAGAGUUGUUUCGAGCAACCUUGGAAGAGCUCAAAAAGUUGAGUCGUUCAAACUUUAUACCAGUGUGAGAAGCAGUGGUCCUGUUUAUCCUUUUUCUAAGUCUAACGCAAGGUGCUACAGGCAAGAUAGAGACAAUAAAUAUUUUCGUUUUCAACCCCCCCAAGGCGCUGACGCAACAUUUAUCUUGUCCUCGCCACGUAUAGAUGACAGCAAUAACCCACUCAACUGGUAUCCGCCUAGCCCCAGCGACAUAAACAAACAGGAUGUUUGCUUUAUCAAGGUCCUUGUACAUAAUGCAAAGGCAACCUUUCUUGCUUCCAGUUUCCGAGGAAACAGGCAGGGUACGACAGAUUCAAAAGUCGGCGAUUAUGCUACAAUGGCAGUUGAUUCUAUUAGAGACAAUGAAUUUGUCGUCUGCCUUCAGAUCCGUUGUCCAGGGAUCGUUGACAGAGCUGAGGAACGAACGGACGUUCAUAUUAUUCCCAUUACGGGACAUUGCCAUUUCCAAUCUGUUCAUAUCCCGCAAAAGUUUAUGGAAAACAAUCUCGAUGUGCCGUGUGUUCUUCCGUCCUCCGGCGCUAGUAACCAUGAAAAGUGGAUCUGUGUUCCGAGUGGUUUGACCAGCGGGUUUGAUGUCGACUUUGUGUACCGAGCAGAUAAAAGUCAGGAGAAUUUAGCAAAGCAUAGAUGUCUCAUCGGCAGAAUAAGAGAAGACCAAAUCACUGACACUCCUCCUUCAAUCACUGGAGCAAGUUUGGUCUAUAGUUGUGAGUGAAUAAUCCUUCCUUCUGAUUGGUGCCAUCAGCCAUUGAGACGAGCGAUCGUGGAUGGUGAUCUUAGGAUUAUAUAGUGAAGAGCUUAGAGAAUAGAACCUUAAGCGAAAUACAUAUUACCAAGAGCUAUUUUUCGCAAUAUUUCUGCCAAAACAGUUUUUACUUCACUUUCUCUGUAUUUUUAUUUCAUCGAUCAAUCAUUUUCUUUUCCGGAAAAAAAGUAAACAUCAAAAGUGGAGAAUAGUCCCAAAGGCCAAAUCUGAGACUUCGACCAAUCAGGUCAGUGACCGCCUGUUGUGUUUAAGGCUCAGGGGUUCCCGAAGAGAGUGUAAAGGCUGUGCGCUGGAGGAGGGGGUGGUACUUUCCUUCUUCCAGGCAUAAAUGCUUUUGGAAUAUCAGUGUGUAAAUAAUUUUAUUUUCUGUGAGUUACAAAUUCAAAUAACAGUUAAUGCAUUGAGAUUUUUCAGUCCUGCCGGCUUCAACUUUAAUUUCAAGUCACGUGUUGCUCCUUUAGAGCUCUCAGCUUUACUAACGAUUUAAGAUACAGAUAUAGAUAACAUUCCGCUUAUUACAAACAACCGUAAGAUGACCAUUAGUUAAGCUCAUAAGGCCUUUUUUGAUGUCUGUUGAUUGAUCUUGGCAUUCCUCUGUGAAUAUGGUCAUUAUUUGAAGCAAGAAGCAGCAUAAUUGAUAAGC